This is a messenger RNA of Nycticebus coucang (slow loris), 1107 nucleotides long. RefSeq names its product cancer/testis antigen family 47 member C1 (gene CT47C1). Lineage: Eukaryota; Metazoa; Chordata; Mammalia; Primates; Lorisidae. The transcript is spliced from 3 exons. The coding region runs from base 1 to 1107 and encodes 368 amino acids. The record is from RefSeq and is a predicted model, not a curated record.
AUGUCCACCACAGGGGAUGGAGACCCGACCCAAGAGGGCCAGGAAAGCCCGGUGAGCCCUGGGGGGGCGUUGUCCCGGGCAGUGGGAGCCCACCAAGGGGUGGACCGCGACUCCGACCCCGACGAAGGCAACAUGGCGCCUGUGGCCGAAGUGGCCGGAGUCGCAGGGCCUGCGGGAGGCCUCGGGGAGGAGGAGGGUGACCAGGAGGCGGCCCCUGUCGGAGCCCCUGAGGAUGAGAGCAGUGAGGAAGACUCCGACAUCGGGCCUGCCGAGGAGGAUGAGGAGGAAGUGCUUGGCCCGCCAGUGCUGGGCCUGGACAUGAUGGUGGAUGCCCAUCAGUUCCCCAUGGCGGGCUUUCGCUUCAUGUUCCUGGAUCUGGUGCACUCCCUCCUCCACCGCAUCUACUACAACGACCAUGUCCUCAUCCGGCCCCACCGCGGCCGCCUGGUGGUGAGACACCACCCUCAUGGGCCUGACGGUGGCGACCUGGCCAUCGAGAUCCCGGUGGUGCUCCACGUGCCCCCGAGGCCGAACGUGAGCGCCGCGGUCCAGGAGGGCGAGGGCUCCAGUGGGCUCCACCGCCUCGCAGAGGCCGCGGCUAUGGCUGCGGCCCGAGAUGCUGAGGGGUCAGAACCCGCAGCCACAGAGGAGGCGUCAGAGGAGCCAGCACUCGAGGCCUCAGAGGAGCCAGCAUACGUGGUUGCAGAGGAGCCAGCACUCGAGGCCUCAGAGGAGCCAGCACUCGAGGCCUCAGAGGAGCCAGCACUCGAGGCCUCAGAGGAGCCAGCAUACGAGGCUGCAGAGGAGCCAGCACGUGGGCCUGCAAAAGAGGCCACAAAGGAGGCUGCAGAGGGGGCCUCAGAGGAGUCAGCAUGCCCAGCUGCAGAGGAGGCUGCAGAAGAGGCAGAAGAUGAGUUACCAGUGCUGGUGGCGAACGCCAGUGAAAUAACUAAAUCUGAGUGUCACCACUGGGAAGAACUGGACCAAGAUAAUGAAGGGGAGGAGGAACAACAAGCACAAGAAGAAAAAGAGAAUGAAAAGGAACAAGACGAAGGACCUGAAAGGGACCUGGACCCAGGAGAGGGGAAGCCUACAAAAUCCAGUUGA